AUGCAGGAGCAAAGGGCUUCUCCAGGGGCUGACGCAGGAUCACACCAUGGAGCCAUCGGUGGACACGCGGCGAAGCUGAGGGAGGCCCCGAUCCUGCAGACGUGCCGCAGGCAGGCCCCUCCGAGUCAGCAGGGCUGCACACGGCGGGCCACGCGGACCCCGAGGGGCCAGGGCUGCAGACAGGGAUGUGCCGGCCACGAGGAGGCUGCAGGGAGCCUCGCCGGGGCCGAGCAGCCCGGCACGCUGCUCAUCGCACCUUCCCGUGCUGGUGCCGUCAUCAUCGUGUCCCUCGUCUGGGCAGGAGGGAGGAAGUGGGUGGAGGAUGAGACCGAGCGGGUGGAAACACCUGCCACAGCAUCAGGCCUUGGGGAGCAGGGCCCGAGCCCGAGCAGCGAGGCCCAGACAGACCUGCACGGGGCAAGGGGACAGGGCAAGGGCCACUCCCUGCCACAUGUGCUUUUCUCGAGAAGCACGACGGCUCUCGAGGUGCCUCCGGCACAGCCCGUGCCGGCUGGCACCGGGGGCUCCCCGGCAGGGCCAUCCGGGCCCCGCGGCAGAGCGGGAAGGGCAGAGGCAGCGACCGGCCCCGGGUUGUUUUUUCCUUGCGGCGCAGCUGAAGAGGAGAGCGAGCGAGCGCGCGCACGAAAACACGGCUCUGUCCCGGGAGCCAGGCUCUGCAGAGGCAGCUUCCGCCCCGAUCCCAAGCCGCUAUCAGCCGAAUGCCAGAUGUUCCGAUACGAUGCCAAUGUCAUAGCAAAUAAAUCUCUGGCAGGUUCAAGGUCUCGGCAGAGCUGGGUAGACGCAGCAGCUCAGCUGCGCGGCCCAAGAGGCCGGCGGGGAAGGAUCCUCUGCAGUGUCCACUUCCUCCUGCCAGCAUUGUUCCCCCGGGAAGCCCCGGCCCCUGCCUGGCUAUUUUUGCAGCUAGGUGUUUGCAGGGGUAAGCAUGUCCUCGCUGGCCUUGGGCACUUUCCCUGCGAGCAGGCUUCUUCCUGA
Molecule: messenger RNA, 993 nt
Organism: Alligator sinensis (Chinese alligator)
Lineage: Eukaryota; Metazoa; Chordata; Crocodylia; Alligatoridae
Product: spidroin-2-like
Exons: 1
Coding region: 1-993 (330 amino acids)
Source: RefSeq, a predicted model, not a curated record